CCCCUUUCAAGACAAGACAAAUCAAAGGCUCAGAGGCAAAACAGCUCUCUAAGCGCUGAACGCCUCUUCCUCCCUCCCUCCUUCCUUCCUUCCCAUCCACUCACUCUCCCUCCCUUGCUCACAGUCCGGCCUCUGUCUAGGGAAGAGGCUCUCAAGCAGCCUUAGAUGAUUAUGGAUUUUCUGAGCGAGAAGUUUGCCCUGAAGAGCCAGCCGAGCAAGAACAGUGACUUUUAUAUGGGAGCAGGAGGCAGUUUGGAGCACGUUAUGGAAACUUUGGACAAUGAGUCCUUUUAUAGCAAAACGUCAGGCGGCAAAUGCGUACAGGCCUUCAACCCUCUGCAAAGAGCUGAGCAUCAUGUGAGGCUGGAGAGGACAUCGCCCUGCCAGGACACGAACGUGAACUACGGGAUUACUAAAGUGGAAGGACAGCCUCUUCACACAGAGCUGAGCAGGCCCAUGGACAAUUGCAACAAUCUCAGGAUGUCUCCAGUGAAAGGGCUGCAGGAGAAGGGGGACCUGGACGAACUUGGUGAUAAGUGUGACAGCAAUGUCUCCAGCAGUAAGAAGAGGAGACACAGAACAACUUUCACCAGUUUGCAGCUGGAGGAACUGGAGAAAGUGUUCCAGAAAACUCACUACCCCGAUGUCUAUGUGAGAGAACAGCUAGCUCUGAGAACAGAGCUCACUGAGGCCAGAGUCCAGGUUUGGUUCCAGAAUCGAAGAGCAAAAUGGAGAAAAAGAGAACGCUAUGGUCAGAUCCAGCAAGCCAAGAGCCACUUUGCUGCCACCUAUGACAUAUCUGUUCUUCCAAGGACUGACAGCUACCCUCAGAUUCAGAACAAUCUGUGGGCAGGGAAUGCGGCCAGUGGUUCUGUGGUUACCUCCUGCAUGCUGCCACGAGAUACGUCCUCCUGUAUGACACCUUACUCCCAUUCACCCCGGACAGAUUCUGGCUACACAGGCUUUUCAAACCACCAGAAUCAAUUUAGCCACAUGCCCCUCAAUAAUUUUUUCACUGACUCGUUGCUUUCUGGGGCAACCAAUGGACAUGCUUUUGAAACCAAGCCAGAGUUUGAAAGGAGGUCCUCCAGUAUUGCAGUUCUACGGAUGAAAGCCAAAGAGCAUGCUGCCAAUAUUUCUUGGGCCAUGUAAUAUAGCAGUACCCCCUCUCAAUUUUUUUUCAAAGCAAACUAAAACCAUUUUUAUUUCCCAUAUUUAAAGGGAACAACAAUAAGCUGCUGUGUGUGGAAUGCUAGAAAUCACAAUAUACACGAUGUCUGCUUUAAGAAAUGCAAUAUAAUAUUUAACAAUAAACCAAGAAUAAACCAAAUAGAUUUACCAUGCAUCAAGCUCAACAAGCCCUCUUUGUUUUGCUUUUUAUAUAUGUUUUGUUGUACCAGUUGAUGAAAUAUGAUUAUAGAACAUGAAAAAAAAAUAAAACUACUAAGCAAAUGUGUCUACUCCAUGGUUUUUAGCAGUCCUGUAUAAAAAA
Melospiza melodia melodia is the source of this 1492-nucleotide messenger RNA. RefSeq names its product ALX homeobox 1 (gene ALX1). The record is from RefSeq and is a predicted model, not a curated record. NCBI's taxonomy places the organism in Eukaryota, Metazoa, Chordata, Aves, Passeriformes, Passerellidae. Gene Ontology annotation, biological process: negative regulation of DNA-templated transcription; positive regulation of transcription by RNA polymerase II; embryonic skeletal system morphogenesis. Gene Ontology annotation, molecular function: RNA polymerase II transcription regulatory region sequence-specific DNA binding; DNA-binding transcription activator activity, RNA polymerase II-specific. The transcript has 4 exons. The coding region runs from base 166 to 1152 and encodes 328 amino acids.